AAAGGUUGUUCCAGUUGGGUAUCUAAAAUGGCAGAGCCAGAAAGAACAUUUCAUCCUGUGGAUUAUGUCUUGUUUGGUUUAAUGUUGUUAGUUUCUGCAGGUAUUGGUAUAUACCAUGGCUGUACUGGCGGGAGACAACGUACGACCAGUGAAUAUUUACUUGGUAAUCGUAGUAUGCAGACAUUUCCCAUCGCUGUAUCGCUACUAGCCUCUUUUCUUUCUGCUAUAACUUUACUCGGCGUUCCAAGCGAGAUUUUUACAUACGGAGCACAAUAUACGGUGUUGCUCUUUUCUUAUUUUAUCCUCACAGCAACCGCUGCUAUUGUAUUUGUUCCAAUUUUCCAUGGAUUGCAUUUAACCAGUGCUCACGAGGUAUUGACACAUAUUAUAUGAUUUUAUACAUGUACAUAUUCACCGUAAUUGCAGUUCACCUGAGGGCAAGCCCGACUUUAUAUUAUUCAAAUCGCGAUAAUAAGUACUCAACAUAAUAACAUAUACCUGUAUAUUCCAUUUGGAUCGAAAUUAGGAGCUGUAAGCGUAUUAAAUACUGCGCCUUUCUCGUUGUCUGAUUUGGUUAAUUAAAUCCAAAGGGUUUUGUACAAGAAAUAGAACAUAUGCGUUGCAGUUUAAUAUAUAUAUGCAGUUUAAUAUAUAUAUAUAUAUAUAUAUAUAUAUAUAUAUAUAUAUAUAUAUAUAUAUAUAUAAUAGGAAGUAAAAUAAAUACAUAUUUUAUGUCUCUCAGGUAAUAUAUAAAGGAUGGAGUUCUCCGAGAGCAAUAUCACAUACGUACCCUUUUCUAGAUAUAUGCAAAAUUAAAAACAAAGAUUAACAUACGAUAGCAUUCCUCCACUCGUGAGCUCAUUUACCGAAGCAAAUGUCCUGGAGGAAUGCUAUCGUAUGUUAAUCUUUGUUUGUAAUUUUGCAUAUAUCUAGAAAAGGGUACGUAUUUGAUAUUGCUCUCGGAGAACUCCAUCCUUUAUAUAUAUAUAUAUAUAUAUAUAUAUAUAUAUAUAUAUAUAUAUAUAUAUAUAUAUAUAUAUAUAUAUAUAUAUAUAUAUAUAUAUAUAUAUAUAUAUAUAUAUAUAUAUAUAUAUAUGCGAAAUCGUUCCAAUUGUAUAUGCGAAAUAUUGUCUAUCGCGAGUUUCUCAAAUUUCAUCUCAAAUUGCAGUCGUGUAUGUGGGGACGUCUAACACAUUGGUUUCUAAAUACAAGUGCCAUGAACAAUAGCGAGGCUCAGCCGAGUCAUUGUUUAUGGCACUGGGGAUUUGGAAGCCAAGUUUAAAACGCUAACGAGGAUUUGAAAUUGCUUCUCUCACAUACAUUAGCUAUUCAUAGCCAUGAGGCAUGGGGCAUUGACGAUUACAUUCGCUUGAAAGUUUGCAUGAAGUGUAAGGAAGCAUUCAGUUCGAUUUCGUAGAUGAAUUUUGUUGCCAAAAGAGCAUGGCAUCUUCUUAUAAGAAAAAGCGGUUUCGAGAGCCGGUAUGAGCACUGUAUUGAAAAUGUCAGUAAAUUAAAGAAAGCCACUCCACGUAGUGCGAUGUACAAAAAUCGAUGGGCCGUUCGCAUUUUUCAAGAGUGGCAAAGCGAGCGUAAAAACAAGCAAGCUAAUGAUGAGGAACUCAAUCCGAGUAUUGAUAUUUGAGGUAAGCCAUGUGUUUGUGAAUUUUGUAUUUGGGGAUAUUUUCAAAAUACAGUAAAGUGUAUUACCGAAAUCAGUAGAUUGUCUUUUCCGGAAGUUGAAAAGACAAUCAAAAGCCAGUAGAUACUUUCAUGUUUUAUGACGUCACGAUGAAAGAAUGUAGCGUGGAACUUGUAAGUUAUUUUUAUCAUUUAUAGACCUGGAGCGAGGGGGAUUCGGCAAAAUAUUACCCGAAGUGAUGAUAUUUCCCGAGGGGCUUUGCCCCGAGGGAAAUAUCAUCACUGAGGGUAAUAUUUCGCCGAAUCCCCCGAGCGGAAGGUCUAUAAAUGAUAUAUUAUACCGAAAAUUAAAAGCCUCCAAGUUGAGAAUUAAAAACUUAAUACAUUACACAUACCUUCGGCUUCGUGAAUACGAUGUUUUAUUUUCGGAUUAACGCCGUCAAUGCUUUUAAUGCCGUUCUAGUACUUUUGGUCGUGUUUUUAGAAUGUCUUUCGUCUAAAAUUCUGGCAAUUUCUAGAUGUUCUUCCGAUGCAGAAUCAUGGCUGGCCAUUUUGAAUUAAAUAAAUAACAAUUUCCCGCUUUUUUCUCCACACGUCAGUCUCGUGAGUUGCGUGGCUUCCACGAUUUUAAAUAUCCACCGCUGUACCGGUGAAUACGAGGUGGGCGCUGGUCAAAAGGACUGCAGAAAUUAAUAUCCACCGCUCUACCGGUGAAUACGAUGUGGGCGCUGGUCAAAAGGACGGCAGAAACUAAUAUCUACGAGUAGAUGUCGGAAUACGACGAUAUAUUUCAUCCUCACGUGGGCAAAAUGGAGCAUUUUAAUUGGACGUUUUGAAUUUGAGGUAUAAUAUUACUUAUUAGUAACUCCCUGUAGUAACUUUGCAUUUCUUCUCCCAGUGCCUUCCCACGAAUAAAAGUUCUCCCUAGUGUGAGGCGGUUUCUACAAAAAAACGAAAACCGACCAAAAAAACCGAAAAACCGAGUGAACAGGUUUUUUUAAAAAAUAUGUUCGAAAAUCGGUUUAAAAAAGACAACAACACACGCUAUUGAAUAUUUUAGACUUGUCUUCGCAGACGUCCGCCUUUAUUACUAGCGAAUCAAAAUUCACCAUCGCUUGAUCCGCUUAUCCGUUCAAGACUUCAAGCUCGCGCGAAAUUGUAGAAUGAUAUUUAUAACGUAAGGUAUUUUGAAGAUAUCAUCAAAUUUCAAACAAAAUCUCUUUAGUUUUCGUGUGUAAAUGCCAAAACUUGAUUCAUUUGCAAGAAACUCGUAUAAGUCUGUUUCGAUUUCGGUUUUCCCCCGGUUUUUUGGUUUUCCGGUUUUUCUCCAAAAGUAUGAACAUCGUCAUCGAGUAAUUCGGUUUUAAAAAAACAUCGUUUUUUUUUGGUUUACCGGAAAACCGCCUCACCCUAGUUCUCCCUUUGUUCAAAGGCUUGUUUUGUGUUUGGCCAGCCAUUGUCACUUUGUCAAACUAAAUAAAGUUACUAAGUAAGUAAAAUAACGUACAAGUUCUACGUACGCUGCAUUCCUUCACCGUGACGUCAUAAAACAUGAACGUUUCUACUGGCUUCUGACUGUUUUUUGAACUUCCGGAAAAGUAUCUGAAUUAAAUUUGCAAUUUGUAUUUAACCCCUCAAUUUCUCUCAGCUUCAAAGCCCUGCCCACUUGAAUAUAUUAAGAGUCUAAUCUGGAUUGGGUUUUCAUGUACAAACACGUGAGCUGAAUGAGGACGUAUUAUUGGCCGAAUUGCUAUGAAUUUCUUAUAUGAUGUGUGAGAAUGUGACAUUUUCUCGAUAGACCGGCAGAGACUGAGAGACAUCAAAACUUUGCAACUCGUCAAGUGUCGAGUAAAGUCUACGGUCCUCAAAAACUCGUUUUAUUCACUUUUUAAUGCAAGAUAAUUACUUAUGCUUAGCUUAGGUGUCUGGCCGCCAGUGAACUCAAUCUAUUUACCUGGGGCCGGUUGUAUAAAACUCUUAAUCACUUUUUUAAUCACUAUUUUGUAGUUAAACAGCGAUUAACUUUAAUCAUGUAGUUAACUCGGUUGUAUAAAAACUAAGUGGUUAGCGUUAACUGUAGUUAAAACGUAGUUAAAGUUAACGGUGCUUUAGGGUAUCGUUAAUUUCUCAAAACGUAGUUGAAAAUGGCGCUUGUAUAGGAGGGAACAACAUUUUUCAGUAAAACAAUAAUGAAAAGCAACGCUUACCUGGGAUUUUCAAUCGCUAUCUUCCCUGUGAAUGUUUCCUGACAAUAUAAACUCUUCAAACGCUAUCGCUUUUCUUUCUUGGCGAAAACAAAAUACAUUUUUGCACGGGAAGAUUUCUCGAAGACGACGUAGGGUCCAUUACACGAAGAAACAUGAUAUAUAAUUGCCAAACAGUUUUAUUUUGGUUUAACGUAGACAUCUCAAGUGAAGAACGAGCUUCUUCGUUGAUUUUAAACUUGUUUCCUUGUUUACUCUUCACUGUUUUGAAUAAAAUUCCCACCUAUUUGCAAAAUGUGAGUCCACAAUCAUGUCAGAAAUGCUUGUAAGCGGUCGUUAAUCACUCUUUACUUUAUGUAACUUUACCGUUUAACCACCCCAAGCAAGCCCCACUCAAGUUAACUACGUGAUUAGUUCAUCAUCCGACAAACUACGUUUUGUGCAACGCGAUUAAGUCGUGUAGUUAAAGAAUCAUUGUCAACUACAAUGCAUUGCGCGCUCGUGUUUGUUUAUACAUACGGGAAAUGUGCAAUUAAAUAUGAUAAUUAUUCGCGUGAUAUGAUAAGUAACUUCGCUGCUAGCCAGCCUGCUAUUACAGUAUUAUUUGAAAGCCUUCGCAAAUAAAGAGAAAUGUCUGACUCCGAUUCAGAUUCAGAUUUAAAUGUUUCACGUUAUGAUCCGGAAGAUAAUUUAAAUAUGUACGGUUCACCAAUUCAUACGGAACAGCGUGGGAAUAACGAUAUUAUUGACGAGGAACAACCUGGGCCGUCGAAUGUUGUCCUUGACCAACCAAAUAGACGAAGUCAAGUAAGUUGAAUAUUUGUAUUCUAUGGAUGGGCUAAAACCUACAUCCAUGAAAUUCUGAUAGGUUUUUUGUCAAAUGCAUUAAAUAUUCUAAUCUGAAUUGUUGUUUUACGUUACAGUUCUGUAGCUGCAAGAACACUUGCAGUAAAGGCAGCGGCAGAAAGAAACGUGGUUGCCCUUGCCGUGACGAUGGGUUGCGUUGUGCCGACAUGUGCAAGUGUGGCACUAAAAAGGCGAGCUGCAAAAAUAAGGAUUGUGCAAGCGGCGAAGCUGAUCCCCAGAAUGCCAACGCUGGCCGAAAUGCCUUUGAACGCCACCAGAUCGCCGUGGAAGAAGCAAAACAACAAAUUACGGUGAGCGACUGAGGCUUGUACAUACACGAUACAAUAUUAUAGUAUGAUUCUCAAACUGUAUACUUGGCCCACAUGCCCCCAAAGUUACCUACAUGUGAUAAAAUUUUUGUAUUGUCACUGUUUACGUGCAUAACAAAGUACAUAUAUUGUAAUAGAAAUUCAUUGGCACACUGGAUGAAGGACAAAAGGAUAGAGUUCUCCUAGAACUACUUUCAAAUGGAAAAGGGAGCUUGGAUUAUGCAAAGAAUAUUGUGGAAUUUGGUGGUGCUGUUCCUUCUCUACCUCCUACUAAGCCAUCCUGGUGCACUUGUGGUGUUUGCCGGCCAAUGCCCACCGAGGAGGAAAAUAAAUGCUGUGGUAAAAUCAGGUGUGUCACAUCAUUUGUAACAUUUCAGAACACUUGUACCGACAGAGAUGUUCUUGUCAUGGCAAUCAGAGGGCGGUGUGAUGUCAGAGCCGAAGAACCAGAGUACUCUACUAACAGUUUCAGAAAGGCUGCUUAUCGCCAAUACAUCUUGUGGAGAUACAAGAAAUUAGGAAGGGGAAAUAGAAGGGUGUGCCCUUCUUGUGUGGUACUUGCAAUAAGGCAAUUGUACCCUGCACAGGAUGGAAUAUAUAUGGGAUUUAAAAGAGCAUGAGCAAUUAGUUGCACAGUUACAGUUGUCACUAAAUAUUUUGUUAUGAGUGGUAAAUCCAAGUAAAGACAGAUUUUAUUCACCUACAUUUUAAUUAGUCCCCUAUAUUGUCUUUCUAGAAGAUAAUUAACCCAUUGAGUGGCAGCACUCUCCACUUGACAUGUAAAAUCAUCUGGCACUAGACAGAGUAAAAUACUGAAGUAGGGCGCAUCUGUGUACAUUGCCACUCAAAAGGUUAUUUCACAAUGCGCCCUAAGCCCCGUUUACACUAUGCUCAAUUUUUGGUAUCGUACCACUUUUUGGUUCUUGUAGGUAGUCCAAGAACCAAAAAAUGGUACGGGUACCAAUUUUAUCCGUGCUGUACCAAAAAUUGAGUGUAGUGUAAACAGGGCUCUAAUUUAGUAUUUACUCUGUCUAAUGCCAGACAAUUUUACUUGUCAAGGGAUGAGCCUUGGACAUUAAAUCUUUAUUAUAAUUGUGUAUAUUAUAUGUGCACCAACAUUUUAGCAACAUAUGACCACAUUAUUGUAUGCUUGUGAAAAUUUUAAUAUAGUCCUUGAAUAACCCCUCGGACAUUUCAUAUUUACAAUUACAUUAUGUACACCAGUUUAAUUAUUAAACAAUAAUUAAUUCAUGACCAAGAGAUAUACAACAAAACACAUUUCAUUUGUAACUUUCUCACUAAGGCCAAUCUGAAAGUUAAUAUUGUUUAUCACCAACCAUUUUCAAAAUAACAGUGUGGGAUUUUUUUCAUUAUUCAUUCUUUUUUACCAAUCAAAUUGUGCUUGAUAAUUCCUUGCAGGCCAGUAGUAACUCAGGCAAAAUUCAGACAAAUUGAUAAAACAAGUUGAGUUGAGAUUGCUCUAUAUACGAUGCUACAAAACCUUUAUCAGGCAACCAAUCAGAGGUUUAUUGCAUUUUUUUAAUAAAUAGCAAAAUUUUCCAGCUAAAUUCCAUGCAGGAGACAACAAUAUCAAACACGAUAUCGAUUUUCAUUUGCUCUAAAUUCCUCACAGCUCACUUUAGUUCUUACUCAAAUGUACUUUACUGCACAUCUCUCUGUCAAUAUGUACAGUAUAUAAUUAUUACCUGUAUAUUAUGAGAUAAAUCACUAUAUUAAAUAUUACAGUAUGAUUUAUUAUAAGGUUUGUUGUCAUCUUCAUAGCAUGUCAUUCAGUAGAAGAAACCGUAGAAAAUCUGGAAAGUGAUCUUUGUACCAGAUCACUGGUUUUUGGUACAGGUUUCAUUGCAAUUGAUGGUGCAAUGGUUUUGGGGUGAUCACUUGACAUCUCACUUUUUCUUAACACUGUUUUUUCAUCAUCUAUCCUCUUUCUCAUGAUUCGGGAUACAAGAGUGGGCCAAAAGUCAUAAGAUUUCUCCUCUUUAACAACUUGGACUCUCCAAUUUUUUGACCUCUUACUGUAAACCUUGUGGUGUUUUAGGCUGCCACUCAAACUUAGAGAGGGAUUCCUGUCCAAAUUGUUGUUGUGAUCAAUCACAGCCACUAAAGUUCUUGCCAAAUAAGCUUCGUUCCUAUAAAGGAUAGCAAAUAUAUAAGAGUAUUAGAAUAUACUGUACAGUAGAAUGAAAGAUGACAUGAGCACAUGCAUCCAUUGUAUUAUGCCAGGCAAGUUUACUUGGAUAAAUUUUUGAACUCAUUGAGUGCCAGCACCCUCCCUUUUUUCUCGCAUUUGGCAUCAGACAGAGUAAAUAAUCUGACAUUCAAUAUAUAGUAAAAUUAUAAAGUGGGGUAUUUCAGGGUAAAGAAUGGCAAUUAAAUAGGUUAAAUUAGGUUAAAUAACUUUUUAUUUAGAUGCUUCAAAAAACAUAAAAUAAAGUGCUCAUACUCACUGAAAACUAACUCUUUUUGGUGCAUACUUCAAUAACAUAGAAUUGAAGUUUUCCAGUUUGCUCGUGUGCCUAAAACAUAAAUAGUUUUAGCUCAUACAUUACAUGUACAAUACAGUGGGGGUGGGGCACUGGUACAAUAGGCAUGUUUCUAUUGUAUUAUAUAGUACUAUUGCUCCUGAGCACAGCAAUGAAACAAUCAUUUACCUGAAUGUCACAUACUGAUCCAAUGUCUUCAGAAACCUGGGAUCGGUAACAAUCUUCCUUAUUGCGCCAAUGGCUUUCGAGUUUUUGUUCAGAAUGGGCUUUUCCUUUUCCGUUUCCACCAAUGGGCCAUGGUUACACUGACCAUCUGCCCAUUCAUGCUCUCCAGCCACAUGGUGUAUUACUCCAAACCAAUUGUCCUAAAGCAAAUGUCAGAGACAUUAGUCCAGAACAUGGUAUUGGAAAAACUCAGCAAAAAAAAAUUUUUGGUAGAGAGACUUCUUCAAUAUACUUCACCAUCAAUCAAAAAAUUUUCCUACAAAAUAUAUAUUGCAAUAUUUGCUGAUGUUAUUGACUGACGACCUAUGUCAAAAUAAGUGUAUCUGUAAUCAACAAACAUGUUUACAAAAGAAAAUGUCUUCCAGUUUGCAGGGGUAUUUCGCGGGGGGUCCCCCAAAACAUCACAAAUCCCCCCUCCCGGAAAAAAUGUGAGCAUAGGAAAUGACGUCUGGGUUUGUAGGAGGGGAGAAUCCCCCUCCCUCAAAUAAAAUUUAAAAACCCUGAAUUUUUUUUUUUGGGGGGGGGGAGCUCCCACAUACACAAGUUCCAAAAACCCCUGAGUUCGCACAAGUUUACAUUUUAUUCAGCUCAUGUAUAUAAAUAUUCCAAUAUCAUCAAAAAUAGUAUUAUAAACUGGUAUGUACAUAAACACCUAUCGCACAUAGCUCAAAAUUUAAAUGAUUACCUUCAACACUUCUGCAUCACCAUUACAGUGCUUGGCAAUAUGUCAAAAGUGGUUUCUGAUUGGUUCUGACCAUUCAGCAACUGAUUCACAUCCUUUCACUUUGGCUGCCUGCAAGAACCAGAAAAGCAUAUAUAUUUACAGUAUGGUAUUCAUGCUGUGAUGCUUUUCUACCAUUUCUAUAAUCGUUAAAUCAAUCUCAACCAAAAUGUAUUUAUCAUUGUCCCAAAUUGUGAUCAUAUAUCCAUGACACUCAGUCACCAAGCAUAAUUUACAGUGACAUAUAAAUUAGGUUUCAGAUCAGAUUAGUGCCUAAUUAUAUUUGAUGACUGCGUGUUGUGGAAACAAUGGCAUUAUAAUCAUGAUUGGGCUGAAUAAUUAGUAAUUAGUACUGAGGUCAAGCAGGAAAAUGAUAUGUUGCGACAUUGCUAUAAACAAUUACAAAAAAAGAUAAAACAUUGGAAUUACCUUUGCAAGCUUCUUGGUCAACUUGAUGGUCUUGUGCCAAAUAUCCAAGGCAUGAAACAGGUGUGAGAAGUGAUCUGGAUACUUUUCUAUAAAAGAAAAAUAAUCAAAAUAAUUAAGGAUAAGAUUUACUUAUGCUCCCAAAUAUCCCUGAAUACUUUUGUGAUGGAUUUCCAUCAUGAAUAUGAAACGAAAAACAUCGGAUAUAUAAACCCUGAUUAUCUGUCUAAUAUACAUUUUAGACAAGUUUACUGUCUAAUACGAGAAACUUGUCUAACUUUUCCAUUGUUGAGAUAAUAAUAGAUGGAAAAGUUGAGAGAGGAAACAUAUCGCUAGCUGAAUUUGUAUCUUACAGUACAUGAGUUUCCCAUGUCAGACGGAAAUUUGUCUUCUAAUACGAAUUCAUCAAUUGGCAAAGCUCUCUACAAUAAAAGUCCUAAUUAUUUUACUUACAUGAACUAAAGAUGAAAUACUGAUUUUCAUAAUUUCACAAAUGAAAAGAUCACAAUUAAAUGUGUUUAUAAUUACCUUUCAUUCUUCUGACUAGAGCCAUAACUGCAGUAGAUGCAUCUGUGACAACCUCACUGACCACCAAGUUUCCAACAAUUCUUUCAAGAAGUGUUUUUAAGCCAGCAACUUCCAUAUUUGUUGAUACUCCACCAGUUUGCCUUUUGUCUAUCACCUCCAGGUCAACAAUGACCUCCAGGAACUGCUCCAUUAGUACAUAAGUACCAUAUUUGGCAGAGAAUCCAGGAGAAUCACUUCUGCCAUCUCCACACAAGAUUAAAGUCUCAUUGUUUAGUACAGCCCAAAUUUCCUUCUUCAUUUCUUCCCAGAGGGAUGACACUUCAAGCACAACGUAGUUCCUUUGGAUUCUGUGGAAUGUUGAUGCGGACAAAAAACCAGUUCCAAGAAAUGUGAACAGUGUCCUCACCUUUUCAAAAUUGUUGCCGGUAAUUAAAAUAGAUGCAGCCAUUAGCAAGGUGUUUACAAACACCUUCUGCCCCCUCUUCUCACAUAACACCUUCGACGAUGUCCAGUCAUCCGCAUGACCAUUUUCACAUGUCCACAUAACAUGCAAAACACCACCUUUAAUGUGCCAACCUUUAACUUCACCCUUGGCCAUACAUGUUUUGAUCUGACAAUUUUGAAACAUGUUCAAAAUAAUGUCAACAUCAACAACAACCCGAUCCUUGCUGAAAUACUUUUUGUGUUCAUCACUCUGGACGUUCAUUGCUUCAAAUUUUUCUUUUAACUUUGAUUGCAACCUCUUUUUCCAUUCUUCUCUUGUUUCUGGGCCAUAUUGCUGCUCUACCACAACUUCGAUGCUACCACAAUCAUCUCCGUAGCUGAUUUCCAUAUCUUCUUCACCUUUUGUGGAUGAUGAACCCUCAGAACCACUUAAUGUACGUUCAUCAUCAUAUUCAGAUUGUGAAUCACUGGAAACAAAAUCAGAUAUCAAAAUUAUUAUCAGAUCAAUUUUUGAAUGAGGUUGAGCAGGAUAUCCAGAAUUAUUCAGACCAAGGUUGUAGAAUAAUUUGUAACAUUAUACUAUUGAUAACGCCGUAGGACAACAAACAACGGGUGAUUUAGUUGAUUGACGUAAGAAAUGUAUCGUAUGUCAUAAAUAAUAUACUUCGAAUUGAUUGUCAGAUUGAAAGCACGAGAGAAAGCCAGAAGGAUUGUCAUGUUAUGUAUUUUAUCGUUUGAAUAGUUUUAAAUAAAUAUGUUUUAAAGUACGCGUGUGUGUUCUAUUUCCGAUGGUAUUGUUCUGAUAGUAUACAGUCCCCACGAAGCGCAACUGUUUUAUCAUUCAUUCUAUGACAGUAACAAAUAAAAGAAACAAAAAUUAAAAACAAAUGAAAAUUAUUAACUUUUCAUAAAUUUUCCCGUCAAUUUUGUAGUUUCACACAAAGUACCACUGAAAUAUCUCAGCCUUCGGUAGAAUAACCUCUACAGUUUACUGUUUCCGCUGAAAAUAGCAUGGCCACCGACAAAUACCUAAAAUUAUUUGUAGGCUUGUAGCCAAUGAAAAAACAAGAGCACAGUAUAAUGAACAAUUAUAAUACUUUAUACUAUUUAGGGUGAUGCGGUUUUUCGGUAAACCGGAAAAAACCGAAUUUUUUUUAAAACCGAAUUACUCGAUGUUACUUUUGGAGAAAAACCGGAAAGCCGAAAAAACCGGAAAAACCGAAAAAACCGGAAAAACCGAAAAAACCGGGAAGAAACGAAAAAAACCGAAGAAAAAUCGGUAUUUUACUACCGGAAAAACCGGGAAGAAACGAAAAAAAACGAAGAAAAACUUGCGGGGCAAGUGAGCACGCCGGCACGAGCACAACUUAAACCGGAGAAAGUUGACAAACUUGUAUUCCUGGCGGAGAACUUAUAGUGGUUUACGCAAUAUUUCAAUAUUUGUACAUAGUUUAUUGUAAAAAUUAUAUCUUGUACACUGCAUGUUCCUUUUAUACUUCGUAGCAAGGGUUAAUAUAAUUGUUUUUAAACCGAAGUCUUGCGUGAGUACUGAGUAGCGUGUUGUGUCUUUUUUACCUUAGUUUCGAUUUUCGAACGUAUUUUUUUAAAAAACCGGUUCACUCGGUUUUUUCGGGUUUUUUUGGUCGGUUUUCGGUUUUCGGUUUUUUGUAGAAACCGCCUCACCCUAAUACUAUUCACUCAUUAUUAUCAACAUUUUCAAAAUGCCAUAGUAUUACAGUAGAUCCAGAUUUACUUUAUUACCAAAAGUAAAAUUCAAUUUCAAUGGCAAUGCUUGUUGCAAUUUGUCUUGCAAUAAUUUUAUUAAUUAUACAAAAGCCAUUGUAAGGUAGCUUUCAUUCAAUAACAGCUAAAAGAACUUACAACUCAUCCAUAUCAGUAACCAAGUCAACAUUUCUUGGAACUUCCAUUGUCGACGUUUCACUUGAGACAGAACUAUAUAAAUAUUAAUCCAUAGAGAGGGAGGUCAGGCAUAUUUGGAACAUCUGAUCCCAUUUACUUACCCAUGCGAGUUUUAUUCAGGGCCAGAUAGCAGGGUUGGGAAGGUUUUCACUAGAUAUGGGGGCACAAAAGCUAAAAAUCUAUGGGCACAAAACAGUUUCCAAAAGCACCUCACAAACACCUUUUUAGUUAACCUGAUCAAUGUAUAUGCAUUUAAUUUACCUUAUUUCAUCAUACUCUGAAUCUUCACUCAAACUAUCUGAUGAAAUAUCCCCAGCAUACACUCCAAAUUCAGGAUUGAGUGUAACAGACACACUUUCAACUGUGCUCACAUUGAGACUUGGAAUGCCAGUAACAUCUACAAUUCUAAAUAAGCAAAUUAUGCCGUAAUGUUUUAGCAAACAAAUCAAUUCACGAACACACUUACAGUAUAUAAUGUAUAUUCAGAAGUUUAUACUUACUCAUCAUGACUAGGUUCAUCCUCCAUGGCAAAUAUGGGAGAAUAAUCAGACAAUUGGGGUCUACUCUGUUUUCCCAUAGGCGUUGAAUGACAUGGACCUACAGUAAAUGUAAUCAGGAAAAAAACAUGAACAAUAUACCCUUGUAAAUAUUCCUAUAGAGCAAAACAAAUUAUGUGCCAAGAUCUUUAGAAUAUAUUGGAAACUCACCUGAAGGCGAUGUUUGACCUCUUUGUUCGUCGCUUAUACGAAGCAAAUAAUUAGCAAAAUCGCUAUUGCUCUUCUCAGAAAAUCCAAGGGAAUUCUUUUUUAUAAUCCACUCGUCAUACACUUGUGCUUGUAAGCCAAUUCGUUUAAUAGCAAUACCAAGUUUUGGCCUUCCACGCUUUGGCGGCCUAUCGCUGGUUGAUGUUGCCAUAUUUUAUCAUACAAAAACCCACAACCGGGACGAAAUGUAUGACAAAUAAACACUAAAUGGAGUAUUCCAAUACGUAUUCUAACCAAAACAAUGUCAACUAUUUAAUAUUCAAGAAAGAUGUUUAGGAUAUUCACGGAUGACAAAACUCAACUUUAUUUUAAUGAAUUUCUCGACCAACAAAAUGGCCGCGGACCAAAUUCACGCACGCAAUGCAUUGUGGUUGACAAUGAUUCUUUAAGUAAUCAUAGUUAAGGAUUUAACUACAGUGAUAACGCUAAUCAUAAUUAAAGUUAACGACGUUUUUAUACAACCGGCCCCUAUCUACACCGUAGGCUAACCGGCCCCUGGAACGAUAACAUUCAGUCAUUUGGCAGUUAAAAAGUGAAACCUCGCGUGAGCACGCCAUAUAGUACGUCAGUUUCAGUCCCUUUAUACGCCAUCACCGCGCGGUCUAUCACAAAUCAGCGCAUGGUUCUCAACACCAUGCACCUAGCCUGCGUGCAGGAGAUCUACUGCUUUGCCAUUCCUGUCCACUUAGACUGCGGGCUACGCCGAUUUUCAACAUAUGUCAAAAUUGGCCAAUCACACAGGUUGUUUACGUCGGCAAAUUUACUUAUCAAAAUGAAAUAAUAUAGAUUGCUUCACGUUUGCAAAUUUUAAAACGAAAUAAUAUACGGAUGUCGGCUAAAGAAAAUUGAAGUCUGUGGGAAUAGCGCUAGAGCAGUCUCUAACGUUGUCACACAAGUAGUUUUGCGUCACAAGUAAUUUGCGUGUGCGAGAAAGCUACGAAAUAUCGCGGAUACGUACAAAUUAGUAUCGACAGCGGUUAACCGUGAGGUAAAUGUCAAAGGGAAGAGAUGUAGGAAAGAGAAAGGUGUCUGAAGCCGUCACUCCAGAGACAGCAAGUCCUGUUCGUAAGCAUUCACGGCAGUUCUCUCCUGGCACCAAAUUAUUAGCUACAAAAUCAUCAAGAAAAAAUCUAUUUGUCGUCGAUGAAAACGAACACGCACGCGGCUAACAGACGGCAAUCGAACGAAGACACCACAGCCACUAUCUCUACAGCUUUCGUGAACAAAGUUCGUAAACGCCCUUUUUGUUCAUCCUUAAAUGUGAAUUGUGGUCUUUAAUUUAAGCUCUUUUGAACGCAAUACUCAUGCAAGAAACACUCUCACAAUCAAGCUAACAAUCAAUGAUAUUUUACUAAUUUUAGCAUAAAUUAGCAUAUUUUUCAUUUUGAGCCAUCAGAUUUCUUGUUCUCUGGGAGAACGAGUAAAAACGGAAAAGCAUAGGGUUUCGUGCAGGCUCUCCUUUCCCUGAGAGCCGCUACGCAGGAUACACCCGGUUAAUGAAUAACUUUCAACAUUUCAUUGUAUUCGCAUUGACCAAUCAAAUUACCUUCUGAGACCGUGAGACGGAAGUGGAUUGAAUAUCCUAGGGCUCCUGAGAGCCACAAGCGCAGAAGCCCUGCAUGUAUGACGUCGAACGAAUUUUAUAUUACUACUUUUAUACAAAUAUGUCUCAUUGAGGUGAAAAAUUGAAUUUUCCAUUCCACGAGGCGAAUAUUUUACCAGUCCGGCCGAGUAUUUUACGAGUUUUGUACGUGUACGUAUAAUUAAACUGUGCCGAUUUUAAUACUUAAGUAUGAGUUAUAAUCCUUUACCAGCAUACAAUUUCGCGAAAUAUAAAGUGAAACAGACUCCGAAUAUUAACGUAUUUUAUUAUAUAGUAGAGAGUGAGAUACUGAGAUACUGAAAAAUUACGUUCGAAACUCGUAAAAUACUCGGCUGGAUUAAAUGUCAAACCAUUCAAUAAGAUAUAUGUUAAACUUAAUAUUCGAGCUAGUAAAAUAAGACUAUUCGAGCUAUUCAAAAUAUUCUUCUUAUCCUUUUUGCUCGAAUGUUAAGUUCACAAGAUUUUAAUAUUCCGAGUGUGUUCCAUCUUAUUUUAGUAUUUAUUGUAUCUCAAAUUCAAUGUGUCAAUCGGAAAGCUAAGUUUGUGCCACGUGAGUAUGAAACGGGAUUUGACUCAUAUCACAUGCAUGGCGAUUUGGCCAUGUCACUCGGGUAACAUGAUUCGCGUAAACCACGCGCGGCGCUCACGCAAACAAGAUGGCCGACAAAAAUUAGGAUUAAGUUUUCAAACUUUUUAAAAUACUUAAGCAAAUUUUGAAAAUUGUUACUAUACUUGCGUUAAUCCAAAAUUAAAACAUUUACGAAGGUAUGUGGCAAGUUUCAUAUUCUCAACUUGGAGACUUUUAAUUUUCGGUAUAAUAUGUUAUUUAUAGCUCGGGGAAUUCGGCGAAAUAUUACCUUCAGUGAUGAUAUAUCAUCACUUCUGUUAAUAUUUCGCCGAAUCCACCUCGCUCCAGGUCCAUAAGUGAUAAGUGUUAUUAAUUUCAAAGGGUAUAAUCUGAUAUAUGAAUUAUAGUCAGUAACGGGACCGCGGAGCCUGUUUAAAAGGGGGGGGGGGGGCGGGAUACCACGGGAACUAUGCCACGCAGGCAGGCUGGAUUUUAUCCGGUUAUUUUUUUAUCCACCAAAAAAGUGGGGGGCUACUUUAAUUGCAAUGUCAACGAAUGAAAAAUUGAAAAAAAGUGUAACAAUCCCCAGUUGGGACACGAGAAAAACUCAAAACAGGAGUAAUAAAUACAACAGUAUAUAUAGGUAUGAUUUUUUUUCUUUAGUACCUUGAGCUGAGGUUUAGUUAUGGAGUGAGAAUACUUGGUUUUUUCCUGUUUGUCAUUUGUUAUGUAAGUGCUCAAUGUGUAGUAUAUGUUAUUAAACCGAUGUCUUUUUCACUAUUUUCAUUAUAUAUUAUCUUGCCUUAUGGGACAUCCUCGAGCAUUCGCAUUUUUUUUCUGUAAGUGUACAAUUCCCCGUGGUCGGGCUAGAUAUAGAAUGCGUACUUGAUCACGAUUCAUGUCAGUCCACUUUUGCGUGCCCUUUUAAAUCCGCCAUGUUGAAUUUGACUGGGAGUGCAAACUACUAAGUAUAAACAAAGCUAAAACUAUGUUUUCAUUGUCAAAACGUUUUGUCUUGUUGUCAAAUUUCUAAUUUGGGGAUAGAUUUUGAAAUAUUAAGUUCUUUGAUGGGACAAAGCAAAUGUGCAGAUACAAAAACGGUGAAAUAUAAUUUACUCCUAAUACAUUUUUGCAUGCUCUGGACGUUACUAUUGUCACUGUUUUGUUAAUAUCUUAUAAAAUUACAAAAUGAUAGUUCUUUAUUCGUCGGUUUUCGUUUUUCUUUAAUGUAAACGAAGUGUUUUCAUGUUCUUGAAACAAAAAUAUUUAGUUGUCCAUAAACUGUAAAAACGCCUAAAUUAUCGCCGAAAAUUAUGGUUUCAAAAACUUUGCCUCAAGCUAAAGGAACGUAGAAAAUAUAAAAGGUAAUUGUAUAAGUUUAAAAAGAUUAUUGAACUCCAUUUAUAUUAUAAGAAGAGUUGAAAUAUUUGUAGAACAUACCUAUUGAGUUUGAGUUUAUCUUGAUCUUUCGUGUUUUGUUUUGAAUUUCACAAAAACGUCGAAAUUAUAUUAUUUUAAACGACGAUUUCUGUAUAUAUUCUGUUCAGAACUGUUGAUUUUCGUAAAUAAAACCCAUGCACUGGAAUGGGUUUUCCUUCUUUACAAAUAAUACAAAACCUUUUUUCCAUUUUAAGUCUCGAUAAAAAUUUUUUUUUGCAAACUUUGAAGUUGAAAAAACAAUUCGCACUCCAAACAUCCUUGCCUCAGGAGUCUGAGACCAACCAAAUUACAAAAUGCCCUUAUAAAUCCGCCAUUUUGUGGAGACAAUUUUUUUUGCUGAGAAAAGAUAGGAGUAGGCUACGCAUUCUAUAUCUAUUAUUUCUAUGCAAUGCCUCUGCCCGUGCGGGAAAAGAAAUGAUGACAAAGCUCGGCCGAACUAACGAAGAAACGAAGUUUUGCUUGGAGAUUAUUAAUGCUUAUAGAAGUGUUUGCAUACAUGUUUUACAUAUUCGUAAUUUUAUAGUACAAUUUAUUAGAAUCCCAGCUUUUAGACAAGAAAACAUGCUCCCCUUUGCGAGGCUUUUAUAGUCGUAAUACAAUGUGGGUUAAUGUAACUAAUGCCCGAACCCCGAGUAAAAUAGCUUGCAUGCAAAUGCCCGGGGAAAUUACUUCUGCAGGUGCACGUUCAAUAUAUUUUCUUAUAUAAACCGAUAUCUUUUCACUAUUGUUAUUAAUAAUAUAUAUUCUCUUGUUCGGAGAUUCACAAUGCUCCUGUAUGCCUCAAUUCCUUAUUAAAUCAGUUUAAAAACUUACAAUAUAUAUUGGAUUUUCGUCAAUAAUGAAUCUUAUGGCUUUGUUUUGUAAAAUGAGAAAGAAGAACAAGAAUGGACGAAACUUGAUUUUUUCCUCUGAAAUCACUGCAUUGCUUUUCCUAAUUUACUGUAUAUAGUUGCUGUAUCUCUCUGUGGUUCUGUACGCUCCAUCGCUAGCUCUUCAAGCAGGUAAGAGGGGCACCGAAAAAAAGAGUAUUUGCUAGUGACUCUAUAGUUUAUACACUAAGGUGAUACUAAUGUAGACCCAAUAUAAGCCUGUGUAAGGUGAAUAUCUGAUAUAUACAUGAAUUUGUGGUUAGAGCUCGGUAACUGGACUCUGUAGCUCAGUCGGUUAGACCGCUGCACCAGAAUCUCAGGGCUGCAAGUUCGAUUCCUGCAAGAAAGCCUACAGUUCCAUUUUUCCUGUUCGUGAUUAAGUAAGAGGCUGUCUCCGUAAAAACCUCCAGGUCAGUAUGUAGCCUGCUCACAGACGUUGUAGUUCUUACGCCAAGCGACGCAAUACUACCGUCUGCUUACCCGAGCGCCAAACUGAAUUCCGCUACGUCGAGUCGUCGACCAAUCAAACGUUUAUACUUUGAAACGUUUAUACUCUAACUUGCCUAUACUUUUCUACAUGACAAUGAGAGCUUAAUCUUUUAGAAGUUUUCGUCGAAGUUAUAGCAUAUAGGAAGUAUCAAGAGCAACAUUUGGACAUAUCCUGAUAUAGGCCUACUCGAGUUUCCCGAUUGAUUGUUUGUCAUUGUUAACAAAAAUUUAAAUUUCGCCUACUGCAUUGCUUUAGCACUUUAUAUACACCAAUUGUUUGCUGAACAUGCGAGAAGAUGAUCACAAUAUUAUUCUACGUAAACAUCGUGAAGUUCAACGCUAUAGUUUCCAAAAUAUAUCCACGCAAGUAAACAAAUUUCGAGUUUCAACCCAAACAAUAUAUUCCAAUGCAUGUGCAAGGGCUUUCCCCAGUAGCUAAUCUCUCAAUAAGGCGGCUUCCAAUUGGCUCUAACUUUUUUGAACACUGCCAUAUGAUUGGCUCCUAAAACAAAGGGAAUUGAAUAUGCUGCUCGCGUAAGCAGACGGUAGUAAGAACUACAACGUCUGUGAGCAGGCUAGUCAGUAUGGGGCUCAAAAAUAGAUUUCUCUCAUACUCUAGUAUUUUGAAGAUCUAUCCUUUGGAACAACUAAAAUCGAUGUCAUUUUACUCAAAUUUCCUUUAAAUUAUUUUUGGGGGCGAUUGAUGUUCGAUCGACUGGUAACCAACUUAAUUGACUCCGAAUGGAGGCCAAAUAUCGACAUAUUUUCAGCGCUAUUUUUUAAAUCAAAUUCAUGCCUAAAUUUCAAAAUUCUUGCUCAGAAAUAUAGACUUAUCCUUCUAUUUUCGCGGGUGAUAUGACUUAGAUCAUUAUUCUGUGGUAUAAAAUAGAAAACAGCGCAGUUAUUGACCCUCCUGAACGGAUAUCCUCUCAAAAUAUGACAACUUCGAAAGCUUAUUUCAAAAUCGUGGCACUUGAUUAGCACAUGACUUUAAUUUUUCUAUAAACUACUAACAUUAGUCAACACAAAUCGCCAAUAAUAGCUUUCUGAUCUACCAUUUGACAAAAAUGACAAGCGCGCAAACUUUGUAAAAUUUGAAAAUGUGUCGAAAUCGAGCAUACUUUAUCGGUAAACAUAAUUCUUGAUAUCAACAAAUAAAACCACCUUACACUACACUGAAUGAAGCUUGAUUGUGUAAAUAUAUGUCUUUCAUAAUUAUUCUUUGGUUUUGCACUCGAAUGAAAUUGUUUGACUGUACAGUUUGGCUUCAAGGAUAGUCACUCAAUGCCAGUGUGUCCAGUGUGUUCGAAUUCUGUGCGCCUCAAUGCCAUGAGUCCUGAUUGUGACAUACGAACUUCGCUCUGUUCGCUUUGUUUACCUCCUGUAAAUAAAAUGUCUCAAAUUAGAAAUUUCAGAAUUAGUCAUACUACAGACAAUUUUCAUACUACAAUUUUCAUUGGUUUGUUUACCUUAAACUGUUAUAUAAAGUUUCGUUUUAUAGAACGUACGAAUUAAUCUCGGGGAAAACUCCUAACCAAAAGAAGUGUACUCGCUGAGCGUAAACAUGUCAAUCAAAUGACGAUGAAAUGUUUCGUUGCUCUCUGAUUUCCCUUUCUUUGUAUUGCAUUAAAUACGAGGUUUUUGUGUUUACAAUAAUGGUGUUUUACUUUUACUACAGCCGCAAUUUGUGAUCACGCAACGUUAGGUAAACCUAAACGAUUUCGAGAGACAGUAGAUUUUAUGUUGACAGAUGAGAAUGACGGUAAGCAAAAAUGUAGAAGUGUUCCUUUUCUACUUCUGAGUGUGGAAAAUUCCGAGACACAAUAGACUGUUCUUCGAAGUUGCUGGCGUGUAAGAUGAAAUUAGUUAUCACUUGCAAAUUUGUCACCCUUUAAAGCUUGUCGGAAAGAAGAAUAUAAAUUAAUUCUAAUUUUCAGAACCUUUCUAAUUGUUACUGAAGAAAGGAAUAACAUUGAUUAAAUAACUGAGACGUUCAAAUGGGUUACAGCUCUUUGCGCUGAAUUGUUUUGUAUUAUAUCAAAAUAUUCGCAUAUUUUUAUACAAUAAGAAAUAAUAUAAAUUCUUGAAGCAUAGCCUUGAGCAAAGUGACCCAGGGUCGGCCUGAAAAAGUUGAUUUUUUAUACAGAACCGUGACUUACUUGAAUUCUAGUUUCAUUGAUAAUUGUUUCUAAACUUAGAGACAAUUCAGGUUGCUAGAAAACUAUACUGAGCGAAACUAACGAAAUAUUGAUAUUUGACAUCACAGCGAGUAUACAUUUCUGAUUUCUUUCGGCCAGGGCCCGGGGUUUUCCCCGAGAUUUAAUUCGUACAUUCUAAGUUUCUAACGAAACUUUUAUAAAACAGUUUAAAAACGAUGAAAAUUCUGUCUGUAGUAUGACUAAUUCUGAGUUUUCCAAUUUCAUUGAACAUUGUUAUUUGUUAAACAGGUAAAGGUAUUUGUUAAAGAGGUAAACAAAGCGAACAGAGCGAAGAUUGUAUAGUAUGUCACAAUCAGGACUCGUGGCAUUGAGGCGCGCAGAAGACACUGGACACACUGGCAUUGAAUGACUCUAUCCGUGAAGCCAAACUGUACUCAAACAAUUUGAUUCAAGCGCCAAACCAAAGAAUAAUGAUGAAAGACAUAUAUUUACGUAGUCAAGCUUCAUUCAGUGUAGUGUAAGGUGAUUUUAUCUGUUAAUAUCAAUAAUUAUGUUUACCGUUAAAGUAUGCUCGAUUUCGACACAUUUUCAAAUUUUACAAAGUUUGCGCGCUUGUCAUUUUUGUCAAAUGGUAGAUCAGAAAGAUAUUAUUGGCGAUUUGUGUUGACUAAUGUUAGUAGUUUAUAGAAAAGUUAAAGUCAUGUGCCAAUCAAGUGCCACGAUUUUGAAAUAAGCUUUCGAAGUUGACAUAUUUUGAGACGAUAUCCUUUAUCCGUUCAGGAGGGUCAAUAACUGCGCUGUUUUCUAUUUUAUACCAAAGAAUAAUGAUCUAAGUCAUAUCACCCCCGAAAAUAGAAGGAUAAGUCUAUAUUUCUGAGCAAAAAUUUUGAAAUUUAGGUAUGAAUUUGAUUUAAAAUAUAGCCAUGAAAAUAUGUCGAUAGUUGGCCUUCAUUCGGAGUAUCAAGUUGGUUACCAGUCGAUCGAACAUCAAUCGCCCCCAAAAAUAAUUUAAAGGAAAUUUGGGUAAAAUGACAUCGAUUUUAGUUGUUCCCAAGGAUAGAUCUUCAAAAUACUAGAGUAUGAGAGAAAUCUAUUUUUGAGCCCCAUAUUGACCUGGAGGUUUUUACGGAGACAGCCUCUUAAAUUGGAAAGCCUGUAUAAAUUCUAGACUUUAGGGUUGACAUUUGGUAUGUUUUGUUUUUGUUAUUCACAAUACUUUUUAUGCAUGCAUGCGCUUUUUUAAUGUGGAAAUUAUAAUCAUUUAUAACAAACCAUGCAGGAUUUCUCAAACGUCGGUUUCUUGAAAAAACGUCUGUUUUCUAUUCUAAAAAGUAAAGAUACACAUAAUUAGCCUUAUGUCUUGAUUCGUGCAUGGGAGGGAGGCACCCAGGCAAAGAAAGUAUUCAUGACGUAAUUAUCAAAAUGGUGUUGAAGGUGCAUUCAUGAUUGGAAAGCUAUAGUUACUCAUUAGCCAUUGCGAAGAUGCUUCAAUUUUCGUAAUUCUUUGUUUUGUUGACAAAAUGCGUUAUCGAUUUUCCGUUGUUAUCUCCAAAUUUUGAUUUCCCAAGCUGAUUCAGUGACAUUCGAUAACUUUUUUCGAUCGAAGCCAAUCGUUCAAAUUUAA
Molecule: messenger RNA, 21301 nt
Organism: Paramuricea clavata
Lineage: Eukaryota; Metazoa; Cnidaria; Anthozoa; Malacalcyonacea; Plexauridae
Source: the annotation of a GenBank genome assembly